GGAGGGGCCGCGGGAACGGAUGGCGGCCUGCACCCCGUAGCAGCGGUGGCUCUACGGCCCGGGGCUCCGGGCCAGCGGAGGUGGCGGCUCCCGGGACCGGCCGCGCGCAAUGAUGUUGUCCAGUGGGCAUGUACUGACCAAUGUGGCGGGUCUGAGAACGUAGCUGAAGCUGAAAAUAGGAAAGCUGGGGGCAAGGAAGAGCCUUGAAUCUUGAGGUGGGACGUUGACUCUAAGAUGUCCUUGAGCAGUGGAGCCUCCGGAGGGAAAGGAGUGGAUGCAAACCCGGUUGAGACAUACGACAGUGGGGAUGAAUGGGACAUUGGAGUAGGGAAUCUCAUCAUUGACCUGGACGCCGAUCUGGAAAAGGACCAGCAGAAACUGGAAAUGUCAGGCUCAAAGGAGGUGGGGAUACCGGCUCCCAAUGCUGUGGCCACACUACCAGACAACAUCAAGUUUGUGACCCCAGUGCCGGGUCCUCAAGGGAAGGAAGGCAAAUCAAAAUCCAAAAGGAAUAAGAGUGGCAAAGACACUAGCAAGCCCACCCCAGGGACUUCCCUGUUCACGCCAAAUGACGGGGCAGCCGUCAAGAAAGAGGGGCAGGGCCGCUCUGGGGACGGUGCCAAUGCAGGAAGCCUGGUUGCUGCUGUUGCUCCCAAGGGCUCCGAAAAGGCGGCUAAAACGUCCCGCAGUGUAGCCGGCUCCAAAAAGGAGAAGGAGAACAGCUCGUCUAAGAGCAAGAAGGAGAGAAGCGAAGGAGUGGGGACUUGUGCAGAAAAAGAUCCCGGGGUCCUUCAGCCAGUCCCCUUGGGAGCGCGAGCUGGUCAGUAUGAUGGAAGCGCAGGGGUGGACGCAGGAGCUGGGGAGCCACUUGGGAGUAUAGCUAUUGAGCCGGGGGCAGCGCUCAACCCUUUGGGAGCUAAACCGGAGCCAGAAGAAGGGGAGAAUGAGUGCCGCCCGCUAAAGAAAGUCAAGUCUGAAAAGAUGGAGUCCCCCGUCUCCACACCCGCGGUGCUGCCACUGCACCUUUUGGUACCCGUGGUCAGUAAUGACAUCUCCUCCCCCUGUGAGCAGAUCAUGGUGCGUACCCGAUCAGUCGGGGUCAACACAUGUGAUGUGGCUCUAGCCACCGAGCCUGAGUGCCUGGGCCCCUGUGAACCUGGGACAAGCGUCAACCUCGAGGGCAUCGUGUGGCAGGAAACCGAAGAUGGAAUGUUGGUGGUGAAUGUAACAUGGAGGAACAAGACAUACGUAGGUACCCUUCUUGACUGCACACGGCAUGAUUGGGCACCACCCAGGUUCUGUGACUCCCCCACCAGUGACUUGGAAAUGCGAAACGGUCGGGGGAGAGGCAAACGCGUUCGUCCCAACAGUAACACACCUGUCAGUGAGACAACCACAGCCUCUGACAGCAAAGGGACCAGCAGCAGCAGCAAAACCCGAGCAGGAGCCAAUAGCAAAGGCCGUCGAGGCAGCCAGAAUUCUUCAGAGCAUCGCCCACCUGCCAGUGGCACCUCUGAAGAUGUCAAGGCCAGUCCUUCCUCAGCAAAUAAGAGGAAAAACAAACCCCUUUCAGACAUGGAGCUGAAUUCUAGCUCAGAGGACUCCAAAGGGAGCAAGCGUGUCCGUACGAAUUCCAUGGGCUCAGCCACUGGCCCCCUCCCUGGGACGAAGGUGGAACCCACUAUUCUAGACAGAAAUUGUUCCUCCCCCGUCUUGAUUGACUGUCCCCACCCAAACUGCAACAAAAAGUACAAGCACAUUAAUGGACUUAAGUACCACCAAGCUCAUGCCCAUACAGAUGAUGACAGCAAACCAGAAGCAGAUGGAGACAGUGAGUACGGAGAGGAGCCUGCCCUCCAUGCAGACCUCGGCAGCUGCAAUGGUGCAUCUGUCUCACAAAAAGGUUCCUUAUCCCCUGCCCGCUCAGCUACCCCCAAAGUUCGGCUCGUAGAGCCUCAUAGCCCUUCAAGCAAAUUCAGCACAAAAGGCCUCUGUAAGAAAAAGUUGAGUGGGGAAGGGGACACAGAUCUCGGGGCCUUAUCCAAUGAUGGCUCUGAUGAUGGACCCUCAGUAAUGGAUGAAACAAGCAAUGAUGCCUUUGAUUCUUUGGAAAGAAAGUGUAUGGAAAAAGAAAAAUGUAAAAAACCCUCUAGUUUGAAACCUGAAAAGAUUUCUUCCAAGAGCUUAAAGUCAGCCCGGCCCAUUGCUCCUGCCAUCCCCGCACAGCAAAUCUACACCUUCCAGACAGCCACCUUCACAGCAGCCAGCCCUGGCUCCUCCUCGGGCCUGACCACCACGGUGGUCCAAGCUAUGCCCAACAGCCCCCAGCUCAAGCCCAUUCAGCCCAAGCCCACUGUGAUGGGGGAACCUUUCACAGUCAACCCUUCCUUGACUCCAGCCAAGGACAAGAAAAAGAAAGACAAAAAAAAGAAGGAGUCUUCAAAGGAACUUGAAAGUCCUCUGACUCCUGGGAAGGUGUGUCGAGCAGAAGAAGGCAAAAGCCCAUUCAGGGAAUCAUCCGGAGAUGGGAUGAAAAUGGAGGGGCUCCUAAAUGGCUCAUCAGACCCCCACCAAAGCCGACUGGCUAGCAUCAAGGCCGAAGCUGACAAGAUUUACAGCUUCACGGACAAUGCCCCCAGCCCUUCCAUUGGAGGCAGUAGCCGCCUGGACAGCACUACCCCUACCCAGCCCAUGACUCCCUUACAUGUAGUGACCCAGAAUGGCGCUGAAGCCAGCUCGGUCAAAACCAACAGCCCCGCCUACUCGGACAUCUCCGAUGCUGGGGAGGAUGGGGAGGGCAAAGUGGACAGUGUCAAGUCGAAGGACCCCGAACAGUUGGUUAAGGAAGGUGCUAAGAAAACUCUUUUCCCCCCUCAGCCACAGAGCAAAGACUCACCGUAUUACCAAGGCUUUGAGAGUUACUACUCUCCAAGUUACGCACAGUCCAGCCCAGGGGCUCUGAACCCCAGCAGCCAGGCAGGAGUGGAGAGCCAGGCCCUGAAGACAAAAAAGGAUGAGGAGCCUGAGAGCAUAGAGGGCAAAGUAAAGAACGAUGUCUGUGAGGAAAAGAAGCCAGAGCUAAGCAAUUCCAGUCAGCAGCCCUCCGUCAUCCAGCAGCGUCCCAACAUGUACAUGCAGUCCCUUUACUACAACCAGUACGCCUAUGUACCCCCUUAUGGCUACAGCGACCAGAGUUACCACACCCACCUCCUGAGCACGAACACAGCUUACCGGCAGCAGUAUGAGGAACAGCAGAAACGGCAGAGCCUGGAGCAGCAGCGUGGCCUGGACAAGAAGGCAGAGCUGGGCAUGAAGGAGCGGGAAGCCGCUCUCAAGGAAGAAUGGAAGCAAAAGCCGUCAAUUCCACCCACUCUCACCAAGGCCCCCAGCCUGACAGACCUGGUGAAGUCAGGACCCGGCAAGGCCAAGGAGCCAGGGGCUGACCCUGCCAAAUCAGUCAUCAUUCCCAAGUUAGAUGACUCUUCCAAACUCCCCAGCCAGGCCCCAGAAGCACUUAAAGUGAAGCUGAGUGAGGCCGGCCACCUAGGCAAGGAGGCUUCUGAAGCCAAGACAGGUGCUGAGUGUGGCCGACAGGCAGAGGUGGAUCCAAUUCUUUGGUACCGACAGGAAGCAGAGCCCCGGAUGUGGACAUAUGUUUACCCUGCCAAGUACUCAGACAUCAAGUCAGAAGAUGAGCGGUGGAAAGAGGAACGGGACCGCAAAUUGAAGGAGGAAAGGAGCCGGAGUAAGGACUCGAUCCCCAAGGAGGACGGGAAGGAAAGCACAAGUAGUGACUGCAAGCUGUCCACGUCUGAGGAGUCCCGCCUUGGGAGCAAGGAGCCCCGACCAAGUGUCCACGUGCCUGUGUCGUCCCCCCUCACCCAGCACCAGUCCUACAUCCCCUACAUGCACGGCUACUCCUACAGCCAAUCCUAUGACCCCAACCACCCCAGCUACCGGGGCAUGCCUGCUGUCAUGAUGCAGAACUACCCAGGUUCCUACCUACCCUCCAGCUACUCUUUCUCCCCAUACGGCAGCAAGGUCUCCGGGGGUGAAGAUGCCGACAAGGCCCGAGCCAGCCCCAGUGUCAGCUGUAAGUCCAGCUCAGAGUCCAAAGCCCUGGACAUCUUGCAGCAGCAUGCCAGUCACUACAAGAGCAAGUCUCCCACGAUAAGUGAUAAAACUUCUCAGGAGAGAGAUCGGGGAGGCUGUGGGGUAGUUGGGGGUGGAGGCAGCUGUAGCAGCGUUGGGGGAGCAGGAGGCGGUGACAGGAGUGUAGACCGGCCCCGCACAUCCCCUUCCCAGCGCCUGAUGUCCACACACCACCACCACCACCACUUGGGGUACUCCUUGCUCCCGGCACAGUACAACUUACCCUAUGCAGCAGGGCUUUCUUCUACAGCCAUUGUUGCCAGCCAGCAGGGCUCCACUCCCUCACUCUACCCACCCCCCCGGAGGUGAGACCGAACCCCAAGUGCCCGGAUAACGUCAGCUUCACAGCCCUGACUGGCUCGCCCAAGGAGGUGCUGGAGGUGGCAUUUAGACAUCAGUUCAAUGGUGUUGAUCAUCCUGUUUGCCGUGUUCCCACCAUGACCGAAGGCAGACCCUGGGCGAUCUCGCCUCCGCCAGCCCCCCGGACUCCCCGACCCUCCCUCUUCCUCAGGAGCUGGAGAGCUGGUACUUAGCAAAAAUAUUUAUUCUCUCGGCCACAGUUGUGACUGUCGUGGCCUCUGUGGAGAUGAAGGCAUGGGGAGCAACCAGAGGGCUCAGCCCAGAGAAGUCACUGCUCUGUUCCCCAAGUCCCUGGUCAGCUGCCGGAGGAGUACCGACCCCUCCCCCAUUCCCCGGGGAGGGACCCCCAAGCACUGGGUAAGGUCUGAAGACAGCACAACAGCCAUCCCCUCUCUCACCAUCAUUACCACCAUCACCAGAUCCUGCAUCUCCCCAGUGGUUUGGGCCCUGGGAACUGACAGCACGAGGAGGAAUUAGAAUCUCAGGAAAGAAAUUGGGGGCUGUUUUCUCUGUAAUUGUGAAAACGAGGUCUUCAAACAUGAAGACUUCUCCCCUCUCACAUGAGCACAUAUAAAUGCUCAGAGCCCAGCCUGAAAAGGAAAACCCAGGUAUUUGCCCCACCAUGGCCUUGGGCUCUCCCUGUCAGGCAGAGGGCCAGGGGUCUCCACACCAGCACAGGGCCCCCCAGGGAUACUGGGGGUGAGCUGGAGCAUGAAUGGAGUCUGUGAAUAGAACCUUCAUCCCCACUGAGUCCUGCUGCUUCUUAGCCCCAACCCCUUGCCCUUGUCUCUCUUCCCUCCUCGCCCCUCGGUGCCUUUCCCAGGGGGGUCCCCACGCUGAUCUCUCCUCCUCUUUUCCACUACUUGGCCCUUACAACUCAGGCAGGUAAAAGAGUAUUCCCCAGCAUCGGGAGCUGCAGAGCCUGCAGGUCAGCUGAGGCCCAGGCCCAGGAGACAGGCCCUCAGCACACCCAUCCAUUCUGAGAUGUCCUGUCCAGGCAGCCCGCUGAGUGUCCUCCUCACUUGGGGCCACAAGCAUGUGGUUCUUCGGUACACAAGUACAUGAUGUUCUAUAGCUCAGUCUAGAACCCCGUGUGUGCCAAUACAAGCCGUGUUUCUUUGUAACACAUGUUUUUGUUUAGGGGCCACUGACCAUGGGAGGUUAUGUGUUCCUUAGAGACCCUGUGAUGACACAUCCACGCCAUUACUGCUCGGAGCCAGAGGGUACCCAGUGGAGCUGGGCUCUGAGGCGGCAGACGUUUCUCUGCUCUCCUUAGCAAUGCAGUCUCCCAGGCCAGGCUCUGUGCUCUUUGUACUGGGAAAGGGCCGAGAAUUUGGAGGUUUAUUGGAGUCACUUCUUCCCCACGAUGUGGGGAGCGUUAGCUCUUACUUUGCUUUUGAGUUACCAUCCCUUUGUUCUCUUCCUCUCCUAUCUUUCCUUGACCUUCUAGAUUGAGAGAGACUGACAGACACCAGCCGAGGCUAGAGAGGGAUGUUUGUGACCAGAGUGCCAAAGGUGACCGUUUAAGAAAGAGCAGAAGGACUUGGCUCUGACGUGUGGGGCGUGGAGCUGGAGGGCAGUAAGCACAAUGUCCGCAGAGGCCGCGUUCCAGGCCCCCGGAGCCCUGCUGUAGAGAGGCUCAGGGUGAUUUGCCCAAGAGGAGCCCCUCUGCCCUGUAGACCUUUCCUUUAGGCUUCACGUUCUUGUUUUUGUUCAAGUUGGGUUUUGAGCCCAUGCAAAAAACUCAGUUUUACACCUCUUAGCAGGCCCCAAGCAGCCUCCCUCCCCCAUCCUUCCCGCUGCCUCCUGCUGCCCCAGCAGGCGGUGCUCUGAGCAGUGA
Rhinolophus ferrumequinum (greater horseshoe bat) is the source of this 6352-nucleotide messenger RNA. It is a transcript of the gene ZNF609, whose product is annotated as zinc finger protein 609. The transcript is spliced from 10 exons. The record is from RefSeq and is a predicted model, not a curated record. Gene Ontology annotation, cellular component: nucleus. Lineage: Eukaryota; Metazoa; Chordata; Mammalia; Chiroptera; Rhinolophidae. Bases 235 to 4461 code for a protein of 1408 amino acids. Gene Ontology annotation, biological process: regulation of transcription by RNA polymerase II.